Molecule: messenger RNA, 1251 nt
Organism: Coniosporium apollinis CBS 100218
Lineage: Eukaryota; Fungi; Ascomycota; Dothideomycetes
Product: glycerol-3-phosphate dehydrogenase [NAD+]
Exons: 3
Coding region: 1-1251 (416 amino acids)
Biological process (GO): glycerol-3-phosphate catabolic process; carbohydrate metabolic process
Cellular component (GO): glycerol-3-phosphate dehydrogenase (FAD) complex; cytosol; nucleus
Molecular function (GO): glycerol-3-phosphate dehydrogenase [NAD(P)+] activity; NAD binding
Source: RefSeq, a predicted model, not a curated record
AUGGCAAGUCUAGGCGCAACGAAGAAGCACAAGGUCAUGGUGGUUGGGUCUGGGAACUGGGGGACCACCAUGGCAAAGAUCGCAGCUGAAAACACCAAGGCGAACCCGAACCUCUUCGAGCCAGACGUCCGCAUGUGGGUCUACGAGGAAGAGGUCACACUUCCCAAGGAGUCGAAGCUAUACGAUGGCGACUCAGAAAAGAAGCACAAGCUCUCCGAGGUUAUCAACAAGGCGCACGAGAACGUCAAGUAUCUUCCUGGCGUCACGCUCCCGGACAACGUCAUAGCAGAACCCUCCAUAAAAGAGGCGGUCAAGGACGCCACGAUCCUCAUAUUCGUCCUACCCCACCAGUUCAUCGCGAAGUCCUGCGACCAGAUCAAAGGCCACAUCCUCCCCUUCGCGCGCGGCAUCUCCUGCACCAAGGGCGUCGACGUCUCCGAGAGCGGCGUCCAGCUCUUCUCCGAGUCCAUCGGCGCCAAGCUGGGCAUAUACUGCGGCGCGCUGUCCGGCGCCAACAUCGCGUCGGAGAUCGCGCAGGGCAAGUACUCCGAGACGACCGUGGCCUACGACCCGCCGCCCAUGGACUCGCGGCAGCCAUCGCGGCAGGGCAGCCCCACACAAUCGCCCUCGGCCUCGACGGUCGAACUCGUGAACCCGCAUAUGGAACAUACGGAGCACAGGUCUGCGAAGCUGUCGCCUCUGCCGAUCGACUUCCCCCCCCUGAGCCAUGAGAACAUCAAGAAGCUCUUCCACAGACCUUACUUCCACGUGCGCAUGGUGUCGGAUGUGGCGGGCGUGUCUCUCGGCGGCGCGCUCAAGAACAUCGUCGCGCUGGCCGCCGGGUUCGUGGACGGGCUCGGGUGGGGCGACAACGCGAAGGCGGCCGUGAUGCGCGUGGGCUUGCUCGAGGAGGUCAAGUUCGGCGAGAAGUUCUUCUCGGAGAGCGUCCAGGCGAGGACGUUUACGGAGGAGAGCUGUGGGGUUGCGGAUAUCAUCACGAGUUGCUCGGGCGGCAGGAAUUUCAGGUGCGCGAAGAUGAGCAUUGAGAGGGGAGUUAGCAUCAAUGAGAUCGAGGAGACGGAACUUAAUGGGCAGAAGUUGCAGGGCACGUCGACGGCGUAUGAGGUCAAUAGCUUCCUGAAGAGCCAGGGGAUGGAGAAUGAGUUCCCGCUGUUUACGGCGGUUUACAACAUCCUCGAGGGCAAGACGAAGCCGGAGGAAAUUCCGGACAUUAUUGAGCCGAAAGACUAA